GCCUAGGCAGCCUCCCCUUGUGGGAGGAAGCUUUGGAGGAGCCAUACUGGAUCCUGGGGGAGGAGAAGAGAGCGCUGCAGGGGAUAGCAGUGGAGGGACUCUGUCCCUCACCUCAUCUGCCUUCAGAGGGGCCCCCUCACAGCCAGUGUCCCUGUCUCCUGCUCCUCCUCCUUCCUCAGGAGCAACCUUUAACCCUCCUCCACACACGUGCAAGGAUACCUACCCCACUUGUUCUCCUCUGUCUGAGCUGCAGAGUGGACAGUGGCUAUCAAUGGAGAACAGAGACUCCUGCUUGCAUCGAAGGCUGCUUCUGCUAUUGCUGCUGCUGCUGCCACCACCUCACACCCACCAGGGACAGCCUCUGAGACACACUGUCCCUAACCAGAGUGCUCAGGCCCCUCCGGCUAGGUACCUCAGCAAUGGCCCAGGACAAGAGCCUGUCACUGUGAUAACCAUUGAUGUCGCCAAAAUCAGCAGACCCUAUUCCUCCUUUGAGUUUCGAACCUGGGAUCCAGAGGGAGUGAUUUUUUAUGGGGACACUAACACCAAAGAUGAUUGGUUCAUGCUGGGACUUCGGGAUGGCCAGCCUGAAAUUCAGCUGCACAAUCUCUGGGCUCGGCUUACAGUAGGCUUUGGUCCUCGGCUCAGUGAUGGGAGAUGGCACCAGGUGGAGCUGAAGAUGAAUGGGGAUUCACUGCUGCUGUCCGUGGACAGGAAGGAGGUGCUGUGCCUGAGACAAAUCUCUGGAACUCUGGCUGAUAGGGCCCAGCCCAGCAUGAGGAUUGCCCUAGGGGGACUCCUCCUCCCUGCCUCCAGUCUUCGGUUCCCGCUGGUUCCUGCACUAGACGGAUGUAUACGUCGAGAUGUCUGGCUGGGCCACGAGACCCAGCUCUCACCCUCUGCCACUACUAACCUCGGAAACUGUGAUGUGGACUUGCAGCCUGGACUGUUCUUCCCGCCAGGAACCCAUGCAGAAUUCAGUCUCCAAGACAUUCCCCAGCCUCACAAGGACCCCUGGAGCUUUUCUCUGGAGCUGGGAUUUAAGAUGGUGGAUGGUUCCGGAUGCCUCCUUGCUCUUGGGACAGGAAGAAAUUCUUCUUGGCUUACCCUUCACCUCCAAGAUCAAAAGGUGGUGCUGUCUUCUGGAGUAGAACCAAAACUAACUUUACCCCUGGACUUGGAACUCCCUCUUCAGCUGAAGCUGGAUAACUUCAAAGUGGUCUUGAGCCAAGGACCAAAGAUGGAGGUCCUUGCUGUGUCCCUUUGGAGACUUGCCUCUCUCCAGAGACUCUGGUCCCACCCUCAGAGCCAUCUCUCCCUUGGGGCUUUACCAGGAGACAACUCUUCUGCUUCCUUUUGCUUGAGAGAUCUUUGGGUACAAGGACAGAGACUGGAUGUAGACCAGGCCCUGAACAGAAGCCAGAACAUCUGGACUCACAGCUGUCCUCAGAGCCCAAACAAUAUCACUCGCACUUCCCACCAAGCCAACCCCCUUUGAGAAGGAGGCAUGGUGGUGCAAGCCUGGAAACCCAUGACAGGUGGAGUUGGGAGAACCAGGCCUACAGUGCCAUCCUUGGCUACAUAGCAUGCUUGAGGCCAGCCUGGGCUAUGUGAAGCCCUGUAGUUAAAAAUAAAAAGGAAUUGUGAAUGCAACCCAUUUA
Molecule: messenger RNA, 1661 nt
Organism: Alexandromys fortis (reed vole)
Lineage: Eukaryota; Metazoa; Chordata; Mammalia; Rodentia; Cricetidae
Gene: Shbg
Product: sex hormone binding globulin
Exons: 8
Coding region: 272-1498 (408 amino acids)
Molecular function (GO): steroid binding
Source: RefSeq, a predicted model, not a curated record